This is a messenger RNA of Sebastes umbrosus (honeycomb rockfish), 454 nucleotides long. RefSeq lists its product as uncharacterized. The transcript has 3 exons. NCBI's taxonomy places the organism in Eukaryota, Metazoa, Chordata, Actinopteri, Perciformes, Sebastidae. The record is from RefSeq and is a predicted model, not a curated record. The coding region runs from base 131 to 454 and encodes 107 amino acids.
CUGCAUUUGCAACUUAAUUCUGUUAUUCCCCUUGCAUAUUUUAUGGUUUCAUCCAUUCCUCCGCUAGACAGAAGGCCCCCAGAGAGAGCUGCUGGUGCUGACCAGAGAGAGGCGGGUCCUGGUGCUGCAGAUGGAGGCCCUGCGCGCUGAAGCCCAGCAGGCUGAGAGAGACCUGCAGGAUCAAUAUCACAAACACCAAACAGAGCUGCAUUGUCUCCGAGAGGAGAGCCUGCAGGUGUUCCGAGUGUUUCGUCAGGUCAGUGAGGAGCAGCGGAGGAUGUCGGAGGGCAGAUACAGGAGCGUGCUGCUGGAAGCCGUGCAGGAUGCCGUCUACCUGUCUGCCCAGAACCAGGAGCUGCAGACUGACAACAAACAACUCCCAUUGGGAGAGUUAAAGGAUGCUCUAGCUGUGCGAGGUGAUCCUACGGCUGAACGGUUAUCCCAACAGCCAUGA